AGGUUCCAUUUGUUUACGCUUAUUCAAAAACAGUUGCGAACUAUUUAGCUAUACUUACAUAGAUUGUAUUAGUUAGAGCUAAUUGUGCAACUAAUGUAAAAAUUGGUAUAAUGGUUAAUCGACGACUUUCGAACGCUUUGUUGUUUUAAAACUCGUUUUCGCUCUCAAUUUUGUGUCUUUUCAGCAGCAAUGUGCUGGAGCACUUGACAUCGCGCUUACAGUAAGCCUAACCAGACAAUUACUUGCCAUUUCGCAUAUAAACACAAGGAGUCAUUGGUAACGCUCCGGGAUUUGUUGAAAAUAUGUUUAAUCUGAUGUAGCUUUUUAGUAUUUAACUAGUUGAUGACGUUAGAUCUCCCUGUGAAUAAAGCGGAACAGUAAUAAUAGUGGGUGAUGAUUUGAAUUCGGUUCAUAGAAAAUCACCGUCAGUCUUGAGUUGGAUAACAGAAAAAAAGCGCAAAUCUAAAGAUUCUUUAUUAAAAAAUAUGGAGUCGUACCAUGUACUGGAAAUGAUAGGGGAGGGCUCUUUUGGGCGUGUGUACAAAGGACGAAAAAAGUUCAGCGGGCAAGUCGUAGCACUGAAGUUCAUUCCUAAGGUGGGCCGGUCGGAGAAGGAGCUGCGCAGUCUGAAAAGAGAGAUUGACAUCAUGCGGGACCUGAGACACCCGAACGUGAUCCUGCUACUCGACAGCUUUGAGACAGAGCGGGAGGUCGUUGUGGUCACAGAGUAUGCAGAAGGGGAGCUGUUCCAAAUUUUGGAGGAUGAUGGAAGUUUGCCAGAGAGCCAGGUUCGAGUCAUUGCUUGCCAGCUGGUCUCGGCUUUGUACUAUCUGCAUUCUCAUCGAAUACUUCAUCGAGACAUGAAACCGCAGAAUAUCCUUCUGGGGAAAGGAGGCCGGGUCAAGCUCUGUGAUUUUGGUUUUGCCCGUGCAAUGAGCAUGUCCACCCUGGUGCUGACCUCCAUCAAAGGCACACCGCUCUACAUGUCUCCAGAGCUGGUGGAGGAGAAGCCCUACGACCACACAGCCGACCUGUGGUCGCUCGGCUGCAUUCUGUACGAGCUCCACACGGGGGCGCCCCCUUUCUACACAAACUCCAUCUUCCAGCUGGUGCAGCUAAUCAUCCGAGACCCGGUCAAGUGGCCCGGAAGCAUGAGCCCAGACUGCAUGAGUUUCCUAAAAGGCUUGUUGACCAAGGACCCCCAGAAAAGGUUGUCUUGGCCAGACCUUCUAGAACACCCAUUUGUUGCAGAUGGAGUUUUGGUACUUGCCGACAGCAGCCCAGACAACCCCUUGACGGUGACUCCAAGCCCUGACCUGCAGGCUCUCAAGAUGAAGCAGGUGAAGGAGAGGACAGCGCCACGCAGUGGAGAGGGGCGGCUACUGCGCAAAGCCAGGGAACAAAGAGCCAAAGACAAAAAGGAUUUUGCAGAGCAUAAUCAAAGAGGUGGGAGGGGAAAUUGCUCGAAUAAGGCACCUUUGAGGACAGCCCCAGAUGGAAGGACCCCCUCCAAGGAUUGCCCUGUUGCAUCUUUGCAUUGUUUGGACCAGGAACUGGAAAGGCCACCAACCCAACAAGACCCAGACUCUAGAGGACAGGUAGACAGGGGAGGUCAGAUCAGCAGGGAUUUCGCCAAGGAGUUUCCGUCCAUAGAAGUCGGGCCUAGGCGUGUCGUUACGGCCCACCGUGGUAGUCGCCCCAGCCUUGCCACUGUGCGCCCAUUCAGUGAGCAGGACAUUGACAGCGAUGAAGAAUGGCAGAGCCUGGUUAAGACGACAGAUCCAGGGAAUAUGACCUCUGCUACCUUUGACCAGUCCAUCUUAGGGCGUUUGAAGAGCCGAUUACUAACAUCCAAAUUCCAGCUACUGGAAGGAAGGGCAGAAGGGGCGUGCUGCAUCCGUCCGCCUCUGAAGGUCCUGAGUAACCUGCUGGCCCCGGGUGCAGACCCAGCAGUCACCAGCUGCUUGACCCAGGAAGGGGAUCUACCUCAUUUCCUGUUUGAGUUGGUCGAAGGAAUUAUGGGAAAUCCAGUUAAUCAACAGCAGCCGUGGUGCAUACCAGUACUGGGAGACAUCAUAUAUGCAUUGAUAGUCCACGGGGAGCAGUUCUUUGACUGGGAACCUGUUGAAAAGAGACUGGAAGAGCGGACCCAAGCCUUUGUCACAAUUCUGAAGGACCCCCAUAUGGCUCCUCUGUCGCCUUUAGUCGCCGCCCUGCUGGCCCUGUUCUCCCACCACGGCAUGCCUCUGGAGGUCUCCCCCGAAGAGCUGAUGGCUGUGGCCGAGCGUGUACUCUCAGGACCGGCGGAGCUCUAUCUCCCUCUGCCCCGAGGCUGGGGUUUGUUUGAUGGCAUCUUGGUUCUGCUCUUCCAGUCCCUCUCUGAACAGGGAAGCUGUCCUCCCUCCGACUUUCCGAGCUCCUGCCUCUGGCGCCGUCUGUGGCCGAAAAUCGCCGUCGCGUCAGAGGAGGGUAAUGGGGCGUGUGUGUCGCUGGCCGGCCUGCACGCAUUCCUCUCCCUGGUCCUCUUUGUCUUCACCAGGAAGCCCCGAGGUUGUCUGCCUGCUUUUUCUGAUACUGAUUUACGCUGUGUGGAGACCUUGGCCCAUCUGCUUUCAGCUAAGAGCGGCGGGCUGAGCCGUGUGGCAGGUGAGGGUCGGCCCGCUCGGCCCCAGAUUAGCCCCAGCCCCGGUAGCCUGCCCUUGAUGAGCUGCCACUUGUUGUGCUUCCCGUUGGCUCUGGACGUUCCCGAGGAGACGAUGUCGCAGAUCCUGCAGUCGUACCAUAGCUGCAACAUCGUCUCACGUCUCCUACAGCUCUGCUCGGCUCUCCCACUCCCCCUUCUGGAGGUUCCUCUCUCCCUGCUGUGCCGCCUGCUGCUGUGUGAUCCCCAGCGGUCCGUGCCGCGCUUCAAAGCUGCCGCAGAGGCCAUCGGCUUCUUCUACCCUCUGGGGCCGGAUCGCCACGACGACCGCGACUCGGAAGCCGGCGGGGGGCCCCGUCCACAGGAGGGCAGGACGGCCGCUUCCCUCCUGGCCGAUCUUCUCCAGUCAGACGCGUUCUCUGGCUCGGCCGCUGAGCUCCUUUCCUUGGUCUCCCAGGUCGCCCGCUGUUCCCCGCGCCCCCCCCUCUCCCUCCUGAACCUGGACCCUUCCCUGCUGAGGUCGGCCCUGGCCCACCCGGACCAGACGGUACGGCUUGCCGCCUGCAGCCUGCUAGGUAACCUGGACCCACUGUGGGUCCAGACCCCCCCUGGCGAGCAGCCCCACCUGCCGCUCUUCCGGGACCUGAUCGACCAGCUGCACGACCCAUCCGUGUCCGUCCGGAGGGUGGUGUGCCGGGCAGUGGGGACCUGGCUGGGUUUGAUCGUCACGGGGGACAGGUGUGAGGAAGGGUGGGGCAGCCUUGCGGAGGGAGGGAGUCCGUUUCGGGACUGCCAGGGGUGGGCAGAGAUGGCCCUGGGGGUGGUUCCCACCCUGAUGACCCUCCUGCAGGACUCGGACCCCCUGGUCCGACGGCACUCAUGCGCAGCUUUGGGGAACGUGGCCAGCGUGCCAGGUGGCACUGCCCCCCUGCUGCGGUGCAACGGGCCCGACCGGCUCCUGCGCGUGGCCUGCUCCGACACCCACGGCGGCGUACAGGAGGCGGCCGUCUCCAGCCUCUGCCUCUUCAGCCUGCAGGACUCGCUGAGGCAGUCUUUAGUGUCCUUGAACGCCUUUGACAGACUGAGCCAGGUGACCCGGAACCCGCACACACUGCAGCGGUACCGCCGGCUCAUUAACGGGCUGCAUCCCGCAUAAAGGCCCCUCCAGCUGCGGGAUUCACCCCCACGCCACUGGAGCGAUUUGCCCCGCUCUCUUUUCCUGCUGAAUCCCGUGGCUGUGCCGACUCCUCUGGGGCAGAGUGGACAGGCGACCUGGCCGCCCUUAUUUCCGUCUCAGCCAGCACUGCAUCCUCCCCUGUUGUACUAUUAUUUGCAGUUUUUUUUUUACUCUGACAAUAAACUGUUAUUCUGAUU
Molecule: messenger RNA, 4015 nt
Organism: Brienomyrus brachyistius
Lineage: Eukaryota; Metazoa; Chordata; Actinopteri; Osteoglossiformes; Mormyridae
Gene: stk36
Product: serine/threonine kinase 36 (fused homolog, Drosophila)
Exons: 20
Coding region: 486-3797 (1103 amino acids)
Biological process (GO): protein phosphorylation
Cellular component (GO): cytoplasm
Molecular function (GO): protein binding; ATP binding; protein kinase activity
Source: RefSeq, a predicted model, not a curated record